This is a messenger RNA of Botrytis porri, 2151 nucleotides long. RefSeq lists its product as uncharacterized. The transcript is spliced from 4 exons. Bases 1 to 2151 code for a protein of 716 amino acids. The record is from RefSeq and is a predicted model, not a curated record. Lineage: Eukaryota; Fungi; Ascomycota; Leotiomycetes; Helotiales; Sclerotiniaceae.
AUGUCCCAAGUAGAGUCUGGGCUCCUUACAUUGAUUAUACCAGCUCCUGUCAUGGCGUCUCAAGAUAUAUCAGAAGAUCGCUUCAAGCAUCACCUAGAAACUGUCCGAUUUUUAUUUGAUAGCAAGUUAGAUACAAUGGAAGCUUACACUACAAAAGUCAUUGAUAUCUGUAACAAGGCUCUAACUUCAGGAAACAUACGCCAUCCUCCAAUAACACAUCGGAUCAAGAAAUGGGAGUCGGCUGAGGGAACUCUUCGGCGACGCCAGAAAGAACGAAUAGCUCGUCAACGCCUUCGCUUUGUAGUUCAAUCAAAAGGUUGGAGUUGGCCGGACUGGUGUCGGAUCUUGGGCCAAGAGCAAUGUGAGGAAGAGAUAGGACCAUUUGAGGGUCCUCAUCAAAUUCUCGAUGCUUUACACGAUUUCAGUGGCCUUCGCACCUCGCUUUACUUCCCAGGGAAUGUAGAGCGAGUUGUCAGCCUACUAAGUAAUCGACUACAAGUCAUCAGCAAAUGGCGCAAAGAUCAGGAUUCCGACAUUGCACAAAAGCUCGAAAAUUGCAUCGAGGUACUUAACGAGCCUGGUGCUGCUGGAAAAGCAGCAGACCUCGUGAAGGGGGAGUUUCCAGGCUAUAGAGCGACUCAUCUGAUUGUAAAACUCGCGCCUAAGGACAUCCCACCUGCUAAAUUCCCCCCUUGGAAAGAUAUCAAAGUUGAAAUCCAAAUCGCCGCUUGCAUCGCAAGAUCAAAAGAUAUCUCGAGAGGAAGAACAAGUAUUGGACAUUAUCAACGGCAUCGUGAUGACAGGCGAAGGUGCCCUACGCCAACUCGAAACAUCUAUAGAAAGACGGCAGGAUCAACGGACAAAAGACAAUCUGCGUUCGCAAUAAGUCAUCAUGAAUUGGGUGUCUGGAUCGAAAAGUACUGUGCUGAACGUGCAAAACCGCUGGUUUCACAUGACUGGAAUCGCUUACCUGAGCUUUUUGAGAUUCUGAAAGCGACUGGCGAUCAUAAGCACUCAGAAGUUGAAUCAAUUGUUGAGGAAGUCUUCCAAGAUCAAGAGGAAGAAGCCCGGCGCGAUACCAUCUCUUUGUUCAUGUUACAAGUACUUUGCAGACGUAACCUUGAAGUCCAACCUCCAUCCCUAGAACUUAAUGGUGCCGGAAUGCUGGGCCCUACUGCCCAAUUCUGGGCUAUACAUUUUGUGCAUAGCCUCAAUAUGGCAACUUACCUAGGCGUCGAGGAAAAAUUCAUUGGCAUACUUGACAGACCUGAGCCAUCAUUGACAAAGAUACUUGAUAUCCUGCAUCCUUACCAUCCUCACUGUGGAGACGCUGCAGAUGCCCAAGCUAUAAUUUAUUACUGCCAUGGGCUUCUUCAUCGUCAGCAUAAUCCAUGGGUAAGAGUUGCGACUCUCUUAUCGCGUACCAUCGGUGUCAUUAGAACCACGGACUUCGGUGAUUCACAUGAUAUACUUGUACCAGGGAUCACGAGCAGGUUUUUCCAUCUCAAGUCGGUAUGUGUGAUCAACUCUAGCCUUGGAACUAGAAUCAUGGAUCUCGAACAGUACUGGAUCAUUGGGUUUGUGAGGUACUAUUUAGAUCGAGAAUCUUCGAGACUAUCAUACGAUGUUUGGGACCAAAUAAAGUUAUUGUCUACCGAGUCUAGGAGCCCAAUCGAUCAGCAAUUCUUCAAACCUUCAAAUGUGCCAUGGCAUCUAUUCGAAUUGUCCGACUCAAGGUCAUGGGAACUCAUUGAUCCGCCAAUCUUGACACUCAAACGGCUUGGGUCUAGAGUUUCGGCAAUUGACUCCCCCACAAUACAAGUAUCGUCGGACAGCGCAGAAGGCAUUCUGACCCUCCUAUAUCGACUGCACUGUCGAAAAAACUGGGCUGGAGUAGAAGAGAGUUACAAAUUGGCGCGUUCCUUAGGGCGUCCUUCUAUCCCCGAUUAUCUAAAUUCUCAUCCAGUGACACCACAAUCGCACCACGCUCCAGGAAUGGGGCAACUUCACAAUAUGCCUGGAGGAAAACCCCGCUAUGACAUACGCUACGGGGAAGCCUUCCACCACGUGCGCCAACCAUCGAAUCACUUCCAGCCAUUCCCGAAAGUACACGGGCCGACUGGCCAUUUGGCCCGGAGGAGUCGAAUUUGA